Oryzias melastigma (Indian medaka) is the source of this 1294-nucleotide messenger RNA. It is a transcript of the gene tmem187, whose product is annotated as transmembrane protein 187. The record is from RefSeq and is a predicted model, not a curated record. NCBI's taxonomy places the organism in Eukaryota, Metazoa, Chordata, Actinopteri, Beloniformes, Adrianichthyidae. The transcript has a single exon. Bases 89 to 865 code for a protein of 258 amino acids. Gene Ontology annotation, cellular component: transport vesicle.
CACGUGGUUUAAAACCCCGGAAGUAAACAGUGAGGACUUUAGAUCCUGGAGCUCCACAUGUCUCUGUCUUCACUACUUCAUUUUUAGGAUGAGGUCUGCUGUGCUUCACGUCGUAAUCCCUUUGGGGAUGAUCGCCGCCCUGUCGAGGACGAGUGUGUUCAGUGACGUCCACGUGGACCUGACUUAUGAGCACUACGCGGAGGAGAGGCUGGACUACCUGCCUGCUGUCGUAGCCAUGCCGUGUAACUGUCUGGUUAACGUGGGUUACUUCCUCGUGGGACUAUAUUGGCUGUUCUGGGGCGGAUACAUCCAGGAAAGAGAAGACAGUCGAUAUUUGAGGGAGGUGUUCGCCGUUAUGGCCAUCUGCUACGCGCCGGUGCAGUGGACGCGCCUCGCAACGCUGCAGCGCGCGCCCGCCGUGCUGGAUCAGUGGGUGACGCUGCCGAUCUUCGCGUGGGUUCCCGCGUGGAUUGACCACAUAGAAGACCUGCCGCGGAGGUGGCGCUCCCGGAGAGCGGCGGCGCUGGAACUGUGCUCCGUCCUCAGUUACGGACUCGCGCUUGCGCACGAACUCGGCUUCGAGACUGCUCUGGCCUGUCACGUGACUUUUGCUGUGUACAAGGGAGUCCGCGUGCAGGUGUCUCACGGGGACGAUCGCUCCAGGCGACACCUCCUGCAGGCGAUGGCCUCCUGCGCGGGCUUUGUGGGGCUGAAGCUGCUGGAUCACCGGCUCUCGGAGUUCUGGCUGUUCCAGAGGUUCACCGGACACUUCUGGUCCAAAGUGUGCGACGUGCUGCAGUUCCACUACAGCUUCUGCUUCCUGACCACGGUCACGCGCAGGGCGCAGACGGAUAAAACCAGCUAGUGAGACGUCUUGCAAAAAAUAGGGAAAUAAACUGAUGAUGGAAGAAAAAAGGGUUUUCUCAAUCUGCAAAUAGUUCUAGAAAGAAUAAACAUAUAAAGGAAUCAAAAGGGGGCCCAGAAUGGACCCCUGAGGGACUACAAACCAUUAAUUUAUUCUAAAAACAUGUUUACAUGCUUUGCUCCCUACGUUAUUUUACUGAAAUUUCUUUUAAUUUCACUACUAAUCUAUUCUUCUAAUAAAUUUCAAUUAAAUUAGCAUUUUUUUAUUCCAAACCCCGAUUUUAUCUGGUUAUGAUAAACUGCCCUUUUAUUAAAAACUGAAGCUUUUUUAAGUUAAAUGUCUUUCAAAAUACCUUUCAUUACCUUGUAAGGAAAAAAACAAUCUUUGUAAACAUUUCCUGCACUUUAAGUAAAAACUGAUUCAAUUUGA